Molecule: messenger RNA, 4766 nt
Organism: Musca domestica (house fly)
Lineage: Eukaryota; Metazoa; Arthropoda; Insecta; Diptera; Muscidae
Gene: ninaC
Product: neither inactivation nor afterpotential protein C
Exons: 18
Coding region: 214-4620 (1468 amino acids)
Biological process (GO): protein phosphorylation
Cellular component (GO): myosin complex
Molecular function (GO): cytoskeletal motor activity; protein binding; protein tyrosine kinase activity
Source: RefSeq, a predicted model, not a curated record
GAUUUGGAAAGCAUUCAGUUAGUUUUUAGCUGCAGUUCGAACUGCACGCUCGGUCGGAUAAAUAAUAAAGUGUGACAAAGGAAAGGAUACAAAUCGAAAUCGAAACGAAGGACUAAAAGUGUGAAAGCUUCAAAAAGGAUAUCGAAAGGAUAAACGGGAAUCUACUCUGAAAUCAAAAGUUUUGAAUUAUCCGAAACAAAAAAACGAAUCGAAAUGUAUUUACCCUACACCCAAUUGCCGGAUCCCACGGAUAAAUUCGAGAUCUAUGAGGAGAUUGCCCAGGGCGUUAGUGGCAAGGUAUUUCGGGCCAAGGAACUCGAAUUGGAUCGCAUGGUGGCCUUGAAGAUUCAACAUUACGAUGAAGAACAUCAGGUGGCCAUUGAAGAGGAAUAUCGCACGCUGAGGGAUUAUUGCAAUAGCCCCAAUUUGCCGGAGUUUUAUGGAGCCUAUAAGCUGGAGAAAGGCAAUGGACCCGAUGAAAUAUGGUUUGCCAUGGAGUACUGCGGUGGUGGCACUGCAACGGAUUUGGUGAAUAGGCUUCUGAAGCUGGAUAGGCGUAUGCGCGAGGAGCACAUAGCCUAUAUCAUACGAGAAACUUGUCGAGCAGCUGUGGAACUUAAUCGCAAUCAUGUUUUGCAUCGCGAUAUACGAGGCGAUAAUAUUUUGCUCACCAAGCAGGGCAAUGUCAAGCUAUGCGAUUUUGGUUUGUCUCGCCAAGUGGAUUCAACUUUGGGCAAACGUGGCACCUGCAUCGGUUCACCCUGCUGGAUGGCUCCGGAGGUGGUCAUGGCCCAAGAAGCUAGAGACCCGGAGAUAACAUCUCGAGCUGAUGUCUGGGCCUUGGGCAUAACGACCAUUGAAUUGGCCGAUGGUAAACCUCCAUUUUACGACAUGCAUCCAUCGAGAGCUCUCUUUCAGAUAGUGCGUAAUCCGCCGCCCACUUUAUUCAAGCCGAGUAAUUGGUCUCAACAGCUAAUCGAUUUCAUUGCCGAGUGUUUGGAAAAGAAUCAGGAAAAUCGGCCAAUGAUGGUGGAAAUGGUUGAGCAUCCAUUCCUAAAUGAACUUUUCGAUAAUGAUGAUGAGAUGCGCAAUGACAUUUCCGAACUGUUGGAGCUAAGCCGCGAGGCCCAAGGUUUCUAUCGUGAACCCGAAAUCCUUGUCGAUCGUGGCUUCAUCAAACGCUUCGAAGGCAAACCGGAACGUAUGUUCCCCGAAGAUUUGGCUGCCAUUGAAAAUCCUGCCGAUGAUGUGGUCCUCGAAUGUCUACGCAAUCGCAUGGAAUUGGGCAACUCGUAUUCCUUCAUUGGCGACAUUCUACUCUCGCUAAAUUCGAAUGAGUUGCAAAAUGAAUUCCCUCCGGAGUUUCAUGCCAAAUACAAUUGCAAAUCAAGAUCGGAAAAUUUGCCGCAUAUCUUUGCUGUCGCCGAUACCGCCUAUCAGGAUAUGUUGCAUCACAAAGAACCUCAACAUAUCGUCUUUUCGGGUGAAAGUUAUUCGGGCAAGUCUACGAAUGUUAAGCUGCUCAUUAAGCAUUUGUGCUAUUUGGGUGCCGGUAAUCGUGGUGCCACGGAGCGUGUCGAGAAUGGCAAUAAAGUCAUCAUGGCCUUGGUCAAUGCUGGCACACCCAUCAACAAUGAUUCGACCCGGUGUGUUAUGCAAUACUUUUUGACAUUUGGCAAAACGGGUAAGAUGUCGGGAGCUGUCUACAAUAUGUACAUGUUGGAGAAAUUACGGGUCGCCACUUCGGAUAUGAUGCAACACAACUUCCACAUUUUCUAUUACUUUUUCGAUUACCUAAAUGCCGAGGGUCUGCUGAAAGAGUACAACUUGAAAUCGGAGCACGGUUAUCGUUACUUGCGCGUGCCACCCGAUGCACCACAGGGUAAACUCAAGUAUCGUCGUGAUGAUCCAUCGGGCAAUGUAGAACGUUUCAAGGAAUUCGAAACGAUUUUACAAGAUUUGGAUUUCAACCAUAAGCAAUUGGAGAGUGUACGUAAAAUAUUGGCUGCCAUCUUGAAUAUUGGCAAUAUACGCUUCCGGCAAAUGGGUAAAUAUGCUGAGGUUGAUAAUACGGAAAUGGUGACACGCAUUGCCGAGCUGUUGCGAGUGGAUGAAAAGAAAUUCAUGUGGUCUCUGACGAAUUUCAUUAUGGUCAAGGGAGGUGUGGCCGAGCGCCGCCAAUACAAUACGGAUGAGGCUAGAAAUGCUAGAGAUGCUGUUGCUUCGACUUUGUAUUCUCGUCUGGUCGAUUGGAUUGUGAAUAAAAUCAAUAUGAACAUGGCAUUCCCCAGGGCUGUUUUUGGUGAUACCAACUCCAUUGUCAUCCAUGAUAUGUACGGCUUCGAAUGCUUUAACCGCAAUGGCUUGGAACAGCUGAUGAUUAACACUUUCAAUGAACAGAUGCAGUAUCAUUACAAUCAACGUACCUUUGUCAAUGAAAUGCUGGAAAUGGAAGCUGAUGACCUACCACCAGUCAAUUUAAAUUUCUAUGACAACAAAACGGCUUUGGAUAAUCUUCUUACCAAACCAGAUGGCCUAUUCUAUAUCAUUGAUGAUGCUUCGCGUAUGAGUCAAGAUCAGGACUUGAUAAUGGAUCGCGUUUUGGAAAAGAGCAGCCAAUUCGUUAAGAAACAUACGGCCACGGAGAUUUCUGUGGCCCACUAUACCGGACGCAUUGUCUACGAUACUCGAGCCUUUACCGACAUCAAUCGUGACUUCGUGCCACCCGAAAUGAUUGAGGCCUUCCGUUCGUCAAUGGAUGAAAAUGUUAUGGUUAUGUUUACCAAUCAACUGACCAAGGCUGGCAAUUUGACAAUGAAUUUUGAAAGUGUCCAACAUGCUGAUGAUUCGCAAAGGAGAUCAUAUACUCUAAACACCCUGUCGACCGGUGUUAUAUCGCAGGUCAAUAAUUUACGUACAAUGGCUGCCAAUUUCCGUUAUACAUGCUUGACUAUGCUCAAAAUUCUUAGCCAAAAUUCAAAUAUUGGUGUGCACUUUGUGCGAUGCAUUCGUUCCGACUUGGAGUACAAGCCACGGGCCUUCCACACCGAUAUGGUGCAACAGCAAAUGAAGGCACUGGGUGUCGUUGACACGGUUAUUGGCCGCCAGCAGGGCUAUUCUUGUCGUUUGUCUUAUGAUGAGUUUCUCAGGCGUUAUAAAUUUUUGGCUUUCGAUUUCGACGAAACUGUUGAUAUAACCCGUGAAAAUUGCCGUUUACUUUUGAUCCGUCUGAAAAUGGAAGGUUGGGAUAUUGGAAAAUCGAAGGUGUUCUUGCGUUAUUACAAUGAUGAAUUCUUGGCCAGAUUGUACGAAACCCAAGUAAAGAAAAUCAUUAAGGUCCAAUCGAUGAUUCGUGCCCUAUUGGCUAGAAAACGUGUCAAAACCGGGGGAAAACCAGAAGCAGGUAAAGCUCCUGGUACCCUCGAUGUUGCUGCCGCUAAAAUACAAAAAGCUUACCGUGACUACCGUGGUGGUAAAGCGCGUUUCCAACCUUUGGUGGACAAGAAUGGACAAGUGAAUCAAGAGACAGCUGAAUUUAUUCGACACUAUGUACGCAAAUGGCGGGAGAAAUCAUUGUUCCAGGUCUUAUUGCAUUAUCGUGCAGCCAAGUUUCAAGAAUUUGUUAACCUAUGCCAACAGGUCCACAUUUACAAUCAGCGUGUUGUUGCUGGUCUGAAUAAAUGUACUCGGGCAGUGCCAUUUGAUCGCAUUAAUACCAGAGAAGUGAACUCAGCCCAAUUGGGACCAAUGCCGGUGGCGGUACGAAAAAUUCCCAUACGUUUGGAUCAAAUUCCAUUCUACGACACACAAUAUAUGGUGGAUCCAGCAAAUUCCUUGGCACGACAAUCCAUACCCUCGACUUCAACAGUAAUGAACAAUAUGUACGACGAAGAAGCCUGGGAUAGUCCAUUGCAAAGGAACCCAUCGAUGACAUCACAAUUAUUGACCUAUAAUGCCUACAAAAAGGAACAGGCUUGCCAGACCAACUGGGAUCGUAUGGGAGAGAGUGAUGUAAUUUAUAAUCAGAAUUUCUAUCGUGAUCCGCAUAUAAUGAGAAGAAACCAAGUUCAAAUGCAAAUGAACAAUUACAAUCCGAAUUAUAAUUCCUAUUAUAAUCCCAAUAAUUACAAUUCACAACCACAACGUUGGGGGUCGAGGCGUAACAGUUUAAAGGGCUACCCAGCACCACCACCUCCGCCAAUGCCACCCAAUAUGUAUCAGCCCAAUAGACAACAGAAUAAUAUGCGCAAUUCUUAUCCUCCAGUGUCGCAAAAUCCUGUACAAGAACUACAAAACAUGAUGGGUAAUCGUGGUGAUUAUGGGGACACCGAGGACGCACCCUAUAAUUUCAAGGCGAUGCUACGUAAAACAAAUUACAAUCGCAACGAUGCCAACACCACAAAUUACGAUUUCAAUUCGAAUAGCCAACAGACUUUCCAACCUCCCAAACUACGUCCCACCGGUAGAAAGUUUGAUGAGGGCACACAGUACGGUGGAGCCAGCAAAUUCGGUGGACGUAGUCAACAACAGGCAACCUCAUCCUAUGAAGAUACAAGCAACAAUUAUGCAGAGGCUGAUAACUCGGAAGUGACAUUUACCGGUGAUGCUUUUGAUAUUUAAGACAAAAGAAAAUCGUAUGGUUUUCCAGAAAAUUCUACCUUAUUAGUAAAGAAACCAACCACCCGACUGUAGAGUGUAAGAAGCAAAUAAAUGAAAUUCAUAUUUUAAUAGUUUUCAAUAAAGAAUUUAAGAAUUAAUAAUAAUAA